UUCAGAGUCCUCUUUGUUUUUGCCAUUUCUCGAGCGAUUCGAGUCUUGUAUAGAUAUCUAUAAUAGCCAUGUCCUUUUCUAGAGUGCCAUCAAUAAGCCCCCUUCACCAUAUCCCCACGCUUUUCAGAUGUUCCCCUCGCGCAAACGCUCGCCACAGCAACUCAAACUAUAGACUUUCAAUACGAAGAUCCCACACUUUAUCCCCCAACGAGCUCAAGAGGCUACUCCCCACCAUGGAGAACUUGGGGCUGAGAGAAGGCGAUCAUGUCACAGUAGGCAUGUCCGGAGGGGUCGACUCUGCCACGACGCUUGGUAUACUCAAAGACUUUCCCAUACACCUCGACGUCAUAUUCAUGCGCAACUGGGAUCCCCUCCUCUCCGAAUCAUCACCCGACUCCGACUCCCCUGCUCCCCAAACAUCCCUCUCCUACACCCCCUCCUCCCCCUCCUCAACAACUCCCAAAACCCCAAACCUCUCUCCCUGCGAAUGGCAACGCGACUACACCGACGUCCUCUCCGUCUCGUCCCACCUCGGCGUGCCCGAGGCCAAAGUCCGCUUUGUCGACCUGAGCAAGGAGUACUGGAGUCGGGUGUUUGAGCCUGCUGUGGGCGUUUGGGAGAGUGGGGGUACGCCGAAUCCUGAUGUCGAUUGCAACAGAGAGAUCAAGUUCGGAGCUCUGCUCGACGUCUUGCCAAAGAACGACCGUCAUUUCCUCGCAACCGGCCACUACGGCCGCAUAUCCCACUUCCCAUCGUCCCCAUCACGUCUACUCCGAGCCGCCGACACGUCCAAAGAUCAGACUUACUACCUUUCCCAGAUGACCGAAUACCAACUAUCCCGCACGAUAUUACCUCUCGGCGGGUUAUUGAAAAAGGACGUUAGAAGACUAGCACUGCAUUGGGAUUUACCGAAUGCGAAGAAGGCGGAGAGUAUGGGCGUCUGCUUUAUCGGCGAACGCGGUAAAUUCGGGGACUUUAUCUCACAAUACACCUCCCCCCCACCCCCAGGCUUCUUCACAACCCCCUCCGGUACUCCCCUCCAGCAGCACAAAGGCCUCUGGCACUACACUAUCGGGCAAAAAGCGCGCUUAGGCGGGCAGAAGGAGGUGUUGUUCGUUGCUAAGAAGGGGGUGGGGAGGGAGGGGCAGGAUAUCGUGGUUGUUCCUGCGGGUCAUCCGGCGUUACUUUGUUCUUCGGUAUGCACUGCGUCGUUCAUCUGGAUCCAUGGAGGCGAGGAGGCGAAAGCCAUCAUCAAGGAAAGACCGGCGGGCGUGAUGGUCCAAGUCAGACAUCGGAUGGAACCUACGCCGGCAAAGGUGGAAUUUGGCGAGAACCUUUCAGACGUCAAGGUUAUCUUCGAUCCUCCACUGGUAGGCGUCAGCCCAGGACAGGUGGUUGGGAUUUGGCAUGAGGGGUGGUGUCUCGGAAGCGGGGUCAUCGAAAGUACCGAAUGCGUCGACGAAAGUGUGAGCUCAAGCUAGGUGCUAGUGGGCAAAAAGUGUCGCGCUGUAGAGUGGUGCCCGCGAUGUACAUGAAUCCGACAACUCAUCUAGCAUGAAUGCAUCCCAAAGAAUCGCUUCCGC
This is a messenger RNA of Cryptococcus amylolentus CBS 6039, 1583 nucleotides long. RefSeq names its product tRNA (5-methylaminomethyl-2-thiouridylate)-methyltransferase. Gene Ontology annotation, molecular function: sulfurtransferase activity. The transcript is spliced from 8 exons. The record is from RefSeq and is a predicted model, not a curated record. Gene Ontology annotation, biological process: tRNA wobble position uridine thiolation. The coding region runs from base 69 to 1481 and encodes 470 amino acids. Gene Ontology annotation, cellular component: mitochondrion. Lineage: Eukaryota; Fungi; Basidiomycota; Tremellomycetes; Tremellales; Cryptococcaceae.